AUGGAUUUGGAGGGCAAAUGGAAGCCAUCUGGCACAUAUCCCAAAAUCCACACGGGUUUACAGCACCAAAUAAUCUGGCCCUGUCAGCCCAGCUGCGUUCCUCUGGAUGAAAAACUCCUGCCCCAGCUCCUGAAGGAAGCAGGCUACACUACCCAUAUGGUCGGAAAAUGGCAUCUGGGAAUGUACCGGAAAGAAUGCCUUCCAACCCGCCGAGGAUUUGAUACCUACUUUGGAUAUCUCCUAGGUAGUGAAGAUUACUAUUCCCAUGAGCGCUGUACAUUAAUCAACGCUCUGAAUGUUACACGAUGUGCUCUUGAUUUUCGAGAUGGUGAAGAAGUUGCAACAGAAUAUGAAAAUAUGUAUUCAGCAAACUUAUUUACCCAGAGGGCUACAACCCUCAUAACUAACCAUCCACCAGAGAAGCCUCUAUUUCUCUACCUUGCUCUCCAGUCUGUCCACGAGCCCCUCCAAGUCCCCGAGGAAUACCUGAAGCCAUAUGACUUUAUCCAAGAUAAGAAUAGGCAUUACUAUGCAGGAAUGGUGUCCCUUAUGGACGAAGCCGUGGGAAAUGUCACCGCAGCCUUGAAAAGCCGUGGGCUCUGGAACAACACGGUGUUCAUCUUCUCCACAGAUAAUGGAGGGCAGACUUUGGCAGGGGGCAAUAACUGGCCCCUUCGAGGAAGAAAAUGGAGCCUGUGGGAAGGAGGCGUUCGAGGGGUGGGCUUUGUGGCAAGCCCCUUGCUGAAACAGAAGGGUGUGAAGAACCGGGAGCUCAUCCACAUUUCUGACUGGCUGCCGACUCUCGUGAAGCUGGCUGGGGGAAGCACAAAUGGUACCAAACCUCUGGAUGGCUUCGACGUGUGGAAAACCAUCAGUGAAGGAAGCCCUUCCCCCAGAGUGGAGCUGCUGCAUAACAUCGACCCAAUCUUUGUGGACGUUUCUCCAUGUCCUAGGAACAGCAUGAUUCCAGCAAAGGAUGAUUCUUCUCCUCCAGAAUACUCAGCUUUCAACACAUCCAUCCAUGCUGCAAUUAGACACAGGAACUGGAAACUCCUCACGGGCUACCCAGGCUGUGGUUACUGGUUCCCUCCACCAACUCAACACAAUGUUUCUGAGAUACCCUCAUCGGACCCACCAACCAAGACCCUCUGGCUCUUUGAUAUUGAUCAGGACCCAGAAGAAAGGCAUGACCUGUCAAGAAAAUACCCCCAGAUCGUCCAGCAACUGCUCUCCCGUCUGCAGUUCUACCACAAACACUCAGUACCUGUGUACUUCCCGGAUCAGGACCCCCGCUGUGACCCCAAGAGCAGUGGGGCAUGGGGCCCUUGGAUGUAGGAUCUCGGGCAGCCUGGGGUUGGGGGGACUAGAAGAACUUUCUGUUGCAAGAGGGACUUCAGGUCUUUUACUGGCAUGACUCUUAUCUCAUCUGUUCCCUCAACUUGGACUCACCUGGCCCUUCUCUUGCUCCUAAACCUCACUGAAGUGUCUAAUUUCAACACCUCCUGCAUUUAAGAAGCUGAUAAAAUCUGGAACACUCCUGCUGUUGGCUGGGGUGUGCAUCUAGAGGAGAGGGUGAAUGGGUCCAGCCCCUUUUUCCUGAGCUGUGGGACAGAUGGAAACUUGAUUUGAAAUAGGAAGUUAUUGAGUCCUGAAGGCUAGAGCAGCUGGUUCCUUUUGUCUCACAAGUCAGAUGUUAGAUUUCUCUCUGCCAAUAGCCGGGUUUUAUUGGAGUGACUCACAUUUCUUGUAACAAAUGAAGGGAGUAGACGAUUGUUAAUGGUUCUGUUGGCCAGGGGAUCUCCCUGUCUGUGAGAGAUCAAGUUCAGGCAUUCCAUGGGAACAACCCACCUUGGUUCACCCCUUGCUCACUCACCUCAUCACUCACCCCCACAUGGACCAUAAAGCCCAUUUCAUUGUCAAGGUCAGUGUGACAAUAUGCCUACUCCUUUGUUCUGGUUUCUACAAUAAAGAACUGUGUUUUUAUCCCCAAGUUUUUCCCCAGCCAUUGCUCGUUUUGUCUAGACUUUGUGCUACUUCCAGCUCUUCUGUGGUUCUUUUCCUUCCCUUCCUUUUGGCUCAGGCGUCCUGUGCCUGAGAGGCUGCUUUGCUUUUUCACUCUGAGCACCGCUGGUUUUUGGAACACUGCUAACUAAGCCCUGCCUUUUUUUUCCCCCUGCAUGGAAGCAAGCACCUUGCCCAGAGAAGGUGGCCACACCAGGCUCUGUGAGAGUGCUCAUGGUGGACAUGAAGAAGCCUGGGUGGGUAAGGCUUGGGUCUGUGUCAUCUGUUUGGUGAGGAUUUUUCUAGUUGCAUGGAGUUGAUUAUCAUGAUUGUGGCUUUGUCUCAUAAUAUAGUAAGAGUUGCACUGCUAUAGUAAGAGAAACCCCAGGAAAGGAUAAUAUAUUGUCCUGAGAUGAUGGAAGUGGGCAAUUUGAAAUGGCCCGCAUCUGGGAUACUGGGCCUUGGUAAAGUCAGGAGGGCACAUCCAUGUUUCUCUGGACUCUCUUUUGCAUUCACUCCACUGUUUCAUUCACUGCUUAUCACCAAUGUCUGGAUCAGUGCCUGGUACAUAGAAGGCACUCUACACUUUUUAAAAAAUAAAUGAAUGAACAAAUAAGCAGAUGAGAAAAUCUCACACCAUGAAGGGUGCUAGUCCAGUUAGCUGAAUACAGGAGUAAUAUAAAUAUCUUCCAACCAUUGCUUUUCUGUUCUCAAGCUGCCCUCCUGGGGUAGGAGCAUAGUCUGCAUAUUAGGGCAGUCACAGGACAUGCCAUAGUAAAUUGUAAUGUACUUCAUGUGGGGAGGAAAUAUGCCUACCAGAGGUACUCUUUUGCCACUAAUCCUCAGUUCUAUUCUUCAUAGGACACUAGAAACUAGAACCACCAAAUAAUAUGCUAUAGGUCCUAGAAUAGCCAUCUGUCAAUUCAGUAGCAAUAUUUUCCAGUCACUACUAACUUGUAUUAAAAUAACAAUGAUUGGAAGUAAAUGGUGCUAGAACUAAUGACACCUAUUACCAACCCAUACUCCACUCCAGGGUUGGAAAACAGCUAGUCAAAAUGCUAUUACCUCUUACUCCCAAGCCUGUGGCGGAUAUUAUGAACUAACUGAGCCUAGAUGUUCCUUCUGGAAACUUCUAAUCCCAGGACUGUAGGUAGCCGUUAAUACUAUAAGAUUGGAGGCCAUCACUAUGUGACAUCUCUCCUUGCUGUACUCCCAGCAGCUGUCCCCAAUUCUCAUUCCUUGAUUGCUAUGUACAAUGCGGAUAUUUGGCACUCAAUAGAUGUAAAAGGGAUUUUAAAGACUAAUUUUUUGUAAAACUUUUAUUUGAGAUUUUAUUUUAUUCACAAUAGAGUGUAUCUCAUUAGGUUUACUUUUUCUGCACUAGAAUGUGAACAGGUUUGUAUGUUGUCAUUAGAAGUAUUAAUGUUAUUUUUUUCCAAAUUUGUUUUCCUUUAAACAAGGGUUUUGUUUAUUUGUUUUUCAUUGUUACAUCAUGAUUGCCUCACAUUUGGGAGACAGAAAAAUAAAACUUAUCUUUUAGAAAGUG
Hipposideros armiger (great roundleaf bat) is the source of this 3547-nucleotide messenger RNA. RefSeq names its product arylsulfatase B (gene ARSB). The coding region runs from base 1 to 1335 and encodes 444 amino acids. The record is from RefSeq and is a predicted model, not a curated record. NCBI's taxonomy places the organism in Eukaryota, Metazoa, Chordata, Mammalia, Chiroptera, Hipposideridae. Gene Ontology annotation, molecular function: sulfuric ester hydrolase activity. The transcript is spliced from 8 exons.